GGACACAGCAGGCCAGGAGCGAUUUCACACCAUCACAACCUCCUACUACAGAGGAGCAAUGGGUAUCAUGCUAGUAUAUGACAUCACCAAUGGUAAAAGUUUUGAAAACAUCAGCAAAUGGCUUAGAAACAUAGAUGAGCAUGCCAAUGAAGAUGUGGAAAGAAUGUUACUAGGAAACAAGUGUGAUAUGGAUGAUAAAAGAGUUGUACCUAAAGGAAAAGGAGAACAGAUUGCAAGGGAGCAUGGUAUUAGAUUUUUUGAGACUAGUGCAAAAGCAAAUAUAAACAUCGAAAAGGCGUUCCUCACAUUAGCUGAAGAUAUCCUUCGAAAGACCCCAGUAAAAGAGCCUAACAGUGAAAACGUAGACAUCAGCAGUGGCGGAGGCGUGACAGGCUGGAAGAGCAAGUGUUGCUGAACGUACCUGUCCAUCGCUGCCAUCCGUUUCUCUUCUUGCUGCAAAAUAAACCACUCUGUCCAUUUGUAACUCUAAACAGAUGUUUUUGUUCCUCAUCCUAACUAUUCAGGCCACCUAUUUUAUUUGUUCUUUCAUCUGUGACUGCUUGCUGACUUUAUUAUAAUUUUCUUCAAACAAAAAAAUGUAUAGAAAAUCAUGUCUGUGACUUCAUUUUUAAAUGUACUUGCUGAGCUCACCACUGCAUUUCAGUUGUCUUAUAGUCCAGUUCUUAUCAACACUGAAACCUAUAGCAAUCAUUUCAACUCUACUCUGCAAAUUGUAUAAGAAUAAAAGUUAGAAUUAACAAUUUUAUUUUGUACAACAGUGGAAUUUUCUGUCAUGGAUAAUGUGCUUGAGUCCCUGUCAAUCUAUAGACAUGUGAUAGCAAAGAAACCAACAAAAGCCAGGAAAACAUUCAUUUUCGCCUUGAAUCUGUAAGUGGGGUUAAU
Molecule: messenger RNA, 903 nt
Organism: Castor canadensis (American beaver)
Lineage: Eukaryota; Metazoa; Chordata; Mammalia; Rodentia; Castoridae
Gene: Rab10
Product: RAB10, member RAS oncogene family
Molecular function (GO): GTP binding; GTPase activity
Source: RefSeq, a predicted model, not a curated record